AUGUCACAACUUCCUAUGAACGUGUUGGACAGAAAUGUCCGGGCAUACAACAGGGAAGAAAGAGCAUUAAUUGAUGUAUACAAAGAGGAUUAUAUCACGUCAUCUACACCAAACAACCGGGCUGCAAUAGUUAAUACAAAAAUGUUUCCUGCCCUUAAAACGCACUGGGACAAAAAUGGGAUCAACUAUGAUCCUGUCAAAGCCAAAAUGGACUUGUUAAAGUGGGCUCAAAACUGCUGGAGACUAUCUUCUCAGAAAGGAGUUCCAAAGUCCUCUAAAGUCCUCAAAGUACGAAAAUCAGAUGUUGUGGCACGCACUAUGAAGGAUGCCGUCGAAGCUGAGAUUGAUGCUUUGUUGGACCCUGAAGAUUCUAACAAAAUCCAAAAAAGGUUUUCUGUUCGUAACCUGGCGGUUAGCAAUAUCAUCAAAAGGAUGACCUCAACAGAAUUGAAAAACCUGGAAGAAAAAGCGGACAAAAUGUCAGAAGAAGGAUAUCCUCAAGAAAUUUGUCGACAACUUGCCGAAAAACAUUCCGAAACUCGCUUGAAAGCCAGCGCAAAAGCUCACUGGCUGGAGUUGGGAUUUCUUUCUGUCACAUUCGCUGCUUUUGAGGAUUCCACUGGUAGGGUUGUGGCUGAAAUACAUGACGACAUUGCGGAAUUGCUGGGUGUUCAAAAGUCCAUGAAGAUUAAGUCCUUUGAGGAAACUUACCCAAAGCAAGCUCACGAGAUACAACGUCUGAUGAUUGAAUAUGUUCGCAAUGUCAUUGACAAAUCACAAGGAAGAGAGAUGAUUGCAGCUCAGGAAAACACUUUGGGGAGUAGCGACGAUGGGUUUCCAAUCAUUGGGCCAAGUUGGAACAAAGAGAAGUUAGGCAAGGCCGACGCUUCUAAACUGUAUCGUGAAUAUCUUUCAAAGCAUUACAAAUUGGCAACAAAUGGUCGAACUGAACAAGUACCUUACGGUGACAUUAUGAUGGAUGUCUCAAAAUUCAUCCACAAGGACUACCUGCCUUUGGGAUUUGUAUUCAAGGACCCUCAUAACACUGGUAUAGACGACAUUAAAGCAUUCUUUGACCACAUAUAUGAUCGUGAGCAGAAUGUACAACCUGCCGAGGUCUUUCGUUUUCACAGCAUUACCACUUCACGUAUCAAUGGAACUGUGGUCCCGGCUUGCUACGGAAAUGGACCCGAAAACCAUGAAGAUGUUCCUGCUCCAUUGAAUAAACGACAGCGGCGAAAAAACAAAAAAAGCGCUCAGCAAAAGCCAGAUUCUGUGAACACUGUCAACACCAACAAUGCCGACGUGUUGCCUCGCCCAAAUUCCGAUGGCGAAAUCAAUGCAGAAACUCUAGCUCACCCGGAAUUGCCUGGUAAAAGCAAUGCUGAAACGACUCACCCGGGGGUCUAUCGAAAGGAGAGUGUUGGAGUACCUGUUCGCCUUCACAAUCAUGGCGAGGGAAAUGCCGACACACCUAACCGCCUUCAUAAUCAUGGCGAGGGGAAUGCCGACACACCUAACGGCCUAGUCAGUAAUGGAGGAAGCAAUGCCAACAGAGGAUUACAGCUCAAUGUGGAUGGUGAAAUCGUGGAAUACCAUCCUAAGCUUUCUCGGCAUAACGUUCUUGGCCGAAUUGAUCCUCUACAGGUUGACGACGAGGUCAUGUUCCAAUACCUAUGCGAUAUAGGUGCCUUUAGCUUUCCACCAUUAGAAAAUGUGACUGUACCUGUUGCGUCAUCGAGCUCUGGCCAAUCUUCUACCACCAAUGCUAUGCCACAGUUAUCGUUUACUGAAAUGCUGAUGGAAGAUUACCAUGUGCCGGGUGGUAACCUGUUUGAUAUAUCAGAAACGCCAUCUAUGGCAAGAAACACUAUUGGAAAUUCCAAAUCAAUUACCAAUGGUCCAGCGCCUGUUGGAAUGAGCUUGGAACUUCCAUCUAUGGUAAACAAUGAAUGGAGUUAUACGGGAAUGAUGAAUGAAAAUGCCAAAAAUGAUACCGCGAUACGCGUUUCCAAUGACGCCGCCAAGGCCUACAUGGAUACCAUUCCUCAAGCAAGUGCUGUUCAAUCCCGUGUUCCAUCCCCAAAACCCCUUGUAUGGCGUCAGGUUAAUAUGAAUCCUACACUGGCGCCAACAUAUUCAGAUGAAGAGAUGAUAACGGGUACGACAAUCCAAUUGAAAACUGCAAACACACCUACAAUCAUUAAGGCUGCAGGAGAAUUGAAUGAUGCCAGCCAAGAAACACAUGGUUUGAAUGAGCACUCAGCUUCUAAACAACCGAGGGUGCGCACAGCAAGAAACAAAAGGGUUGUUUCAGAUUCAUCUCCAGCCCAAAUUUUGAACCGCGUACUCACUGACAUGCCAAUGACCCCCACCAAAGCAACCUCUCAACCACCCAAAUCCAAUGCCGUUGCUUCCAAGAAGCCUGUAGAAACAUCCCAUAAUUUGAAUGGCUUGGAACAACCUGCAAAAGGUGUUGUUAAUCAAUCCAAGCGAAAAGCAAAUACUGCCGUCGAUGAGUCUGGGAAUGCUCAGAAUGGUCGAACUGCUAAAAAAGUCAUGACCUCCGAUGUUUUGGCUAUGCAUGAGGCCGAUAGCAUGAAGGUAAAGGGAAAGCGAGUCCCCAAGAAGAGAAUACGAGAGUAA
This is a messenger RNA of Psilocybe cubensis, 2646 nucleotides long. RefSeq lists its product as uncharacterized. Bases 1 to 2646 code for a protein of 881 amino acids. The transcript is spliced from 5 exons. Lineage: Eukaryota; Fungi; Basidiomycota; Agaricomycetes; Agaricales; Agrocybaceae. The record is from RefSeq and is a predicted model, not a curated record.